GCAAUUGACUUGAAGAUGACCCUAGCAAUUCCCGGUCCAUUUAGUUGUGUACAUGCUUCGGAUAUCUAGAUUCUUUCUUGUCACCAGGAUACAUUUCCUCCCACUCUCAACGGCCAGGAACUAUGAGGAUUUGGCGUUGAAGCUAGGGAGUCGAGGAAUCCGCCAGCUGCAGGCUGAGAUUGCGCCAGAGACUGUAGAUCGCGAAAAGGCAACAGGCCCUCUGAAUGAAUCCAAUGUGCCUGCUAUCACAUGGAGGUCUUUAGUACUGGGGACAUUUGUCUCAAUUGGUGGUAUUAUUUUCCUUGAGAUGAACGUCUUCAAGAGGGAGUUUGGCCAGCUUCAAGGUGACGGGACCUACGCGCCUAGCAACGUGCGGUCUGGUCUUAUCGUUUCCCUGCUGUGUAUCGGGACAUUGAUAGGAGCUUUGCUGGCGGGCCCAUUGGCAGAUCGAAUUAGCCGCAAGUGGUCUAUUUGUUUCUGGUGUGUUAUUCUCCACGUCGUUCUCAUCAUUCAGAUUUCAUCCUCCGGCACCAAAAUGGUAUCAACUGAUGAUGGGCCGCUUUGUAACCGGGUUUGGCGUGGGUGCCUGUUCGUUGCUCGUUCCUAUGUAUCAAGGCGAAAGCUCCCCUCGACAUAUUCGGGGUGCGAUGGUUUGCUAUUUGUGACUAUCGGCAUCUUUGUGGCACAUUGCAUAAACUAUGGCACCGAGAGUAUCCGGAACAGUGCGUCCUGGCGUAUUCCGCUCGGCAUUACGUUUUUCUGGGGUCUUUUACUGGGCGUAGGGAUUAUCUUCUUCCCAGAAAGCCCUCGUUAUGAAUAUCCCCACGAACGUAUAGAAGAAGCAAGCAAAACAACGACGAAGCUCUACGGGGUACCUUUGAACCAUCGGGUCAUCAUCAAAGAUCUGGCCGAAAUGAAGGAACAGCUGGACGCAGAGAUGACUUCCCAGGGUGGCUGGCAUGCGUGGGUUGAGAUGUUCCAGGGCUCUCGUAUGUGCUAUCGCAUUAUGCUUGGUGUCGUACUCCGGGCAUUGCAGCAGCUGACCGGCGCAAACUAUUUCUUCUACUAUGGCACCGUGGUAUUCAACGGGGCUGGCAUAAGCAACAUCUAUGUCACGCAAAUGAUUCUCGGCGGUGUAAAUUUCGGCACCACCUUUGGGGACCUCUAUGUUAUUGAGCAUUUUGGGCGACGCAAGUCCCUCAUCAUGGGUGGGAUUUGGAUGUUCGUUUGUUUCAUGAUGUACGCCUCGGUUGAUCAUUUCUCCUUAAACGUCAACGAGCCCUCUCAGACGCCCGGUGCCGGCAAGGCGAUGGUGGUCUUUGCCGGCUGUAUCUUUGCGGCCGUGCUGAUCGUCUAUUUUUUUCGUUCUGGAGGGCAAGGGCAAAACUUUGGAGAUUGA
Molecule: messenger RNA, 1399 nt
Organism: Aspergillus wentii DTO 134E9
Lineage: Eukaryota; Fungi; Ascomycota; Eurotiomycetes; Eurotiales; Aspergillaceae
Exons: 4
Coding region: 53-1399 (448 amino acids)
Biological process (GO): transmembrane transport; carbohydrate transport
Cellular component (GO): plasma membrane
Molecular function (GO): carbohydrate:proton symporter activity
Source: RefSeq, a predicted model, not a curated record